This is a messenger RNA of Sciurus carolinensis (gray squirrel), 2870 nucleotides long. RefSeq names its product RNA polymerase III subunit G (gene Polr3g). Gene Ontology annotation, biological process: transcription by RNA polymerase III; cell population proliferation. NCBI's taxonomy places the organism in Eukaryota, Metazoa, Chordata, Mammalia, Rodentia, Sciuridae. The transcript has 8 exons. Bases 179 to 847 code for a protein of 222 amino acids. The record is from RefSeq and is a predicted model, not a curated record. Gene Ontology annotation, cellular component: RNA polymerase III complex.
CUCUGGGGCCGCGUGGAGAGUGAUGAGCGCUUCUCCAAGGUGGAAUCUGCAGCACCCGAGCGCCGGCGUCCGCUGCCCACACCCCUUCCUUGCCAGCCGGCACUUCGGCGCACAGUUUUGCCCAAACCUCGAGAAUAAGUGAUCAGCAUUUGAAAGUCUUGGGGUAUAACUACUUCUGAUGGCUGGGAAUAAAGGAAGAGGACGUGCUGCCUAUACCUUUAAUAUUGAGGCUGUUGGAUUUAGCAGAGGUGAAAAGUUACCUGAUGUAGUGCUGAAACCACCUCCACUAUUUCCUGAUACAGAUUAUAAGCCAGUGCCACUGAAAACAGGAGAAGGGGAAGAUUAUAUGCUGGCCUUGAAACAGGAAUUGAGAGAAACAAUGAAAAGAAUGCCUUAUUUUAUUGAAACACCUGAAGAAAAACAAGAUAUUGAAAGGUAUAGUAAAAGAUAUAUGAAGGUAUACAAAGAAGAGUGGAUACCAGAUUGGAGAAGACUCCCAAGAGAGAUGAUGCCCAGGAAAAAAUGCAAAAAAGACCCAAAAUCCAAAAAGGCAAAAGAUACAGACAAAGGUACUUCACUCGCUAAUACUGCAGAUGUGUUGAAAAAAAUUGAGGAACUGGAAAAGAGAGGUGAUGGUGAAAAAUCAGAUGAGGAAAAUGAGGAGAAAGAAGGAAGCAAAGAGAAAAGUAAAGAAGGCGAUGAUGACGACGAGGAUGAUGCUGCAGAACAGGAGGAGUAUGAUGAAGAAGAGCAAGAGGAGGAAAAUGACUACAUUAAUUCAUAUUUUGAAGAUGGAGAUGAUUUUGGUGCAGAAAGUGAUGACAACAUGGACGAAGCAACCUAUUAGCCAUAAAAUUUCUCAAAAGAAAUUUAUGAUAUAGCUUCUGAGCAGUUGAACAGACUUGAUUUAUUUCUGAUAGGGAAUAUAUAUUUUUUGUUUCUAUUUUGUUGGACAAAUGUUAUUAAAAUAUUCAUAACUGCUUUGAGUUUACACAUUAGUUACCUUUUAAACUUAUCUGACACUCUGACAUUCCUCCUUAACAACUUUGCCAUCCCUCUUGUGAAUGUUAGUGGAUUUUUGUAUUAUUUGGGUUUGAUUAUGCCUAAAGAGUUUGCACCUCUUAAUCUAUGUAUUCAUACAUACUUGAACAAAUUAUUCUUGUUUAACUGAUCUUUUGUAAAAAUAUUACUAGUUGUAAUGGAUUUCUAUAAACUCAAAAUUGAUCUAAUAUAGCACAUGGAGCACUUUAAAAACAAAGAAACUUGAAAAUUAUCAUUUACAUGCUAUGUUCUAUACUACUACAUUAUGACUCCUUAAACCUGCCUGGGCUCUUAAAGUACAAACUUAUGAGAUUAGAGGUUUUGUGAUCAAAAACAUACAUGCAGGGAAAAAUGUCAAUCUGAGCUAUAUAAAUUUCACAUUUCACAUCUCAGCCAGUACAAAGAGACUUUCAUUUGAGAUGAAUAUUAUAAAUACUUGAAUUUGGGGCUAACUUCAUGAGUUAGUGAUCCCUCUGUAAUAAGUCUGACAUCUUCAAAUAGUUGGGCUGUUGAAAAAUUAGACUGGGACAUCUUGUUUAAUACGUAAGUACAUGAAUCCUGGUUGUAUAAAUUUCAUAGAAUGCAUGAGUAUGAAUUUGGUCAAGUGUAGUGGCCUCUAUUAUGUUUCACAGGACUAAUAAGCUGUAUAGUUCAUUAUAUAUAUAGAAAGAACUCAGGUCAUUAAUCUUUUUUGUUUAACUUAAAAGCUAGCUCCCUGCCAUUUUAUAUUUUGGGGAGAAAAUACCUGGACACCUCAACCUUCAAAAACUUAAACAUGCCAAAGAUUUUCAAGGAAAUUCAUAUAAUAGAUUUCAAAAAAGAUUUAUUAGAAAUACCUGCCAAAAGAAAUGAGGAAAAUUUAUUUUUCCCUUUUGGGAAGGUAUUACCCGUUACUGAGAAUCAGAACCCUAAAUUUUAUUUCUACUGUAAUAUUAAGUUCAACCAUGACACUGAACUUGAUUUUCUGUGCCUUAGUUUAUCCACUUGUAAACUACUUCCUAUAAAAAGUAUUUAACCAGAAUUUACCAUGUUUACAUUCUCUCACCUUAGAGAAAUGAUCACAUCUUAAAUUUGGUUUUAACCUUCUAAACAAAGAAGCUUAGAAAAUGACUGAAAACCAUUUUGAGAAAAAAUGUUUUCCUCAUAAUCAGGUUUCCCAUCUUUUAUUUGUGGGAAAUUUGUAUUGUCUUGUGUAAUUUUGCAACAUGAUUGUCUCAGGAAAAAAGAUCAUUUUCAAUAGCAGUACUUCCUCAAAUAAUUCAAGAUGGGUGUGAGUACCCAUAUUAGUUUAAUGCUGUACUCCAAAUAUGUGGCUUCUCAUUUAAAAGAGCAUAUCAAAAGAUUUAAAGAUUCUAAAUGGAAACAUGAAUAAAUCUUCUUUAAAGUGCAAUCUAUUAUACUUAGAAUAGAAACCUUAUAUGAAAUUUUUAGUAAUGGCAAAGUUGUCAUUUGGGAAUAAUUAACAUAGGUGUUUUAUUCUCACUUCCUUUGGUGUACAAGAGCCAAAUACCAUUUUGUUUAUAGAAAUCUUAUUUCUGUAGUUGAAUCAGGCAAAUACACUGAAGGCAAAGGUAUUUCUUUUCCUAGCUUUAUAUUUGUCUUCAGUUAUAGUCCUAAAUAUAGUUAGGGCAGCACCCUUGGGCAAGGAUUUACUCUGGGAGGCCCUGGCCAUCUCUUAUUUAAACUUCUUCUUUCCCCCUUUGAAACAUUUUUUUUUUUACAGUUUUAAAGUAUGCUAAUUGUGAGAACAGACAAGGUUUGCAGAUUGCUUUACUAGUAUUUUUUUUUUUUUUUCUGGCUGAAGAUCUGAGACUGUGAAAUUAUUCCAU